Talpa occidentalis (Iberian mole) is the source of this 789-nucleotide messenger RNA. RefSeq names its product cerebellar degeneration related 1. NCBI's taxonomy places the organism in Eukaryota, Metazoa, Chordata, Mammalia, Eulipotyphla, Talpidae. The record is from RefSeq and is a predicted model, not a curated record.
UUGGAAGACGCCAAGAUGCUGGAAGACAUGGAGAUGCUGGAAGACGUUGCAAUGCUGGAAGACGAGCAGAUGCUGGAAGACGAGCAGAUGCUGGAAGACGAGCAGAUGCUGGAAGCCCUGGAGAUGCUGGAAGACCUGGAGGUGUAGGAAGGGAUUUUUCUGGAAGACGUAGAUUUUCUGGAAGACGCGGGUAGGCUGGAAGAGAAUGUCCUGGAAGUCGUGGAUUUUAUGGAAGACAUGGAUUUUCAGGAAGACGUGGAUAGGCUGGAAGACCUGGAGGUCAUUGGAAGACAUGGAUUUCCUGGAAGACAUGGUUUUUCUGGAAGACAGAGAUUUUCAGGAAGACCCGAAUUGUCCGGAAGACCUGGAUUGCUUGGAAGACAUAGAUUUGUUGGAAGACCUGGACAUUACUGGAAGACAUGGAUUUUCUGGAAACUGUGGAUCUCCAGGAAGCCAUAUACUUGCUGGAAGACCUUGAUUUAGUGGAAGACAUGAAUUUUCUGGAAGACGUGGCUUUACCGGAAGACCUGAAUUUAGUGGAAGACACAGAUUUUUUCUGGAAGAUGUGGAUUGACCGGAAGAUCUGGAUUUGGAGGAAGACGUAGAUUUUUCUGGAAGACAUGGACUGAAUGGAAGACCUGGAUUUCUUUCUGGAAGACAUUGAUUGCAUGGAAGACCUGGAUUUUUCUGGAAGAUAUAUAUUGGCUGGAAGACCUGGAUUUGAUGGAAGACACAGAUUUUCCUGGAAGAUGUGGAAGACCUUGAAAUUGUUGGAAGACUUGGAUUUAG